Molecule: messenger RNA, 825 nt
Organism: Leptosia nina
Lineage: Eukaryota; Metazoa; Arthropoda; Insecta; Lepidoptera; Pieridae
Source: the annotation of a GenBank genome assembly
AUGACUUCAGCACUUUAUUUAGAGCAUUAUCUAGAUAGUCUUCAGCAUUUACCCAUAGAAUUACAAAGAAAUUUUAAGCUAAUGCGAGAUCUAGACGAUAGAGCUCACGGACUAAUGAGGACGAUUGAUCUUAUGGCUGAUGAAUUGUUACCUAGUAUUCCAAAAAUGGACGAAGAAACGAAAAAAGAAAAAGUGAACACUAUUCAAGGACUCUUUAAUAAAGCAAAAGAAUAUGGGGACGACAAAGUUCAGCUUGCAAUUCAAACAUAUGAGCUAGUAGAUAAGCACAUACGGCGCCUUGACUCUGACCUCGCACGUUUUGAGUCCGAAAUACAAGAGAAAGUAAUGAGUUCUCGUGCUGCGCAACAGGCAGCGAGUGAGCAGGAAGUUACUCCGACGACUGUUAAAAAAGGUCGAAAGAAGAAUAAAAAUAGCGAUAAGUCCGUCUCGUCUACUGGUAAGAAAAAGCGAGCAGGUGCGUCGAGCGAAGACGAUGCUAUCGCCAGUGGUAGGUCUGCCGCGAAGAAAAAAGCGCAAAAGAAAGGCUCGGGAGCAUCAGCUAAUCCGACAAAAGAGCAGGAGGAAAGCGCUGACUUAGAUUCUGUGGCCGGUAUGACACACCCCAGUGAUGUGUUAGACAUGCCCGUGGAUCCUAAUGAACCCACAUAUUGUCUGUGUCAUCAAGUUUCCUACGGUGAGAUGAUAGGCUGUGACAACCCUGAUUGCCCUAUUGAAUGGUUCCACUUUGCGUGUGUAGACCUAAAAAUCAAGCCUAAAGGUAAAUGGUAUUGCCCGAAGUGCACUCAGGAUCGAAAAAAGAAAUGA